Branchiostoma belcheri (Belcher's lancelet) is the source of this 2412-nucleotide messenger RNA. RefSeq lists its product as uncharacterized. The record is from RefSeq and is a predicted model, not a curated record. The transcript has a single exon. The coding region runs from base 822 to 1745 and encodes 307 amino acids. Lineage: Eukaryota; Metazoa; Chordata; Leptocardii; Amphioxiformes; Branchiostomatidae.
UAUACAACUCCUGUACUACGUCCGUUUAAUCCAUGCUUGAGCUAAAAAGCUUUGUAUAAAGUGAUGCAGGGUGCAAUUUACCCCAGCAAGCUACGUACAGCCAUUCAUUAUUGCUGACUCACAGGGUUGUCUGUCAUGUCUGGGUCGUGUAUGUACAUACUACACGUAUGAUCUCAUAGCUAAGUACAAUAACAAUGUAACCUCACGUCGUUGUUAGUAAAGUGGGGGUAACCCUGGCUUAAUCCAUGCCAUUUAUAGACACACAACAAAGGGAUGAUUUGGGCCAUUUCACACUUAACUCUGACUGACAACUUUACAUCUAAAGAGGAUUUCUGCUUGUGUUUUUGACAUUUUUUGUAGAUGCGUCGUGUUAUGCUACGUUCUGCAAUGUUUAUAUAGGUUGUUAAGGGUUUUUGGCGCUGUUUGUUUUGGUCUACGCGCUGCGAGACAUGUACACCGUUUAGUCCUAAGCCUUAAGGCUGCGUAGAAAACUUGUAGAACCGGUUCAACAACUCCUGCUCACCUCUAACAGCUGCCGCGUGGGUACACGGCUUAAUUUACUGUUAAUCUCUGAAAUUGUAGACCCUCGUCCGCUGCCUAGCACUUAAAACCCUCCUUACGAGUGGAACUGAUCGUCGUUUAAAACUUUUUAACGUAUGAAACUGCUUGAAGCUCUACAUCGUUGGUGAGAGUCUUUGUUGUGGUGCCAAACAUUUUGGUGUAACAACACGGUUCUGUUCAAAACCUGGCAGCACUGUGUAUGUGCGGACUUGGCAAAACAAGCUAAAAAUCUGCGGCAUCUGGCUGUUAAACUCCGAGCCAUGGAGGACAGGGGCCCAGGUGAGGGGUACGAGGGCUCCCGGGCGGAAUGGAUCUUGAAGCGGGCCAACGACUUCGACUGCAAGGCUCGAAGUUUCCGGUGCUGUCGGUGUGCCGCGCCGGCGGUGUGGGUCUGCCUGGACCCUGUGUGUGUCGCCCACAACGACUCCAACGUGCUGUGUCUGUGUGACGAGUGCGACCAGCGGUUCCACCCGGCGUCUCACCCCGUCAUGUGCCGCCACCGCCGCCUGGCCAUGGUGCUGUACAUCUCCCUCAUCAUGCUCUACCGCUACCAGCGGAUCGUGGAGUUCAUCUCGGCGGCGCAGCCAGGCGGUGACAGCGGCGGACCGUCUGCGGCGUCCCUGGCGCUCCCGGACGAGGUGAGCAGCUCGACACAACCCGAGGUGCCUCCCAAGACGGAGACAGAGGUACAGGCGGUUUCUAACGCCGCACCGACGGCAUCCACCGAGAACACCACCGCGUCAGACCGCCUGACAUCGCCCGUCGCGUCAGGUGGACUCACGACGUUAACCUGCCCAAGCAGCGACGUUAGCAGGAGUCAAUCCCUGAAGGAGGACGACCUCAAGUCCAUCCACGAGUCGUACGCCGCAGUGCUGGACCUCAUGCGGCGGGACAAGUCGCUGUCCCUUGCCGACGCCUGCCGACAGGAGCCCCGCGGGAAGCUGACGGUAAAGAACUACUCCGCCAUCGCCGAGCUCCGCCUGGUGGACGCCGAGUUCUACGCGGACACCCUGCGGGAGUACGAGCGGCGGCAGCGCGGGGCCGGCACGCUGUCAGGCCUGGACCGGGACUGCCGCAGCGUGCUGAGGGCGUACAGCGAGCGGGUCGCCGCCAUGAGGAAGAAACUGGAGUUACUCCCGUCAGCAUCACCAUGUGUCACACCGUCAUCAGAUAUCUCACAUUAGUAGAGAAAAUCACGACAAUAGUUUUCUUUCAUAUUUUUUUGAAACUUAAUUGUUGUUCAUAAAGUACAAGUACAUAAGUGACUAGUAACAUUAUAAGCUUACAUUUUUUCAUACGUUUCUCAAUAAGCAUUCAACUUUAAACAAUGAGACUAUAGUCUUGUUUGAUAAAUCACUUUGUUCACUUUAUGAUAUCAUUUAUUGUAAUGUUUAUACAGUUAAUGGUGUAAAUUAUAUUUGUUUAAGUGUGUUUUACAGAUAAUUAUAUUCGUCAUAUAUUGGUUUUCAUUUCCAUAUGAGAACCCAUCUCGGUAAAUGAUGCCUACUCGUCUGUCGUGUCGACAGGAGAUUCCAACAUAUUCUCUAACCUCUAAAUUCAUGAAAAUAUUUCGCGUGUAAAAGUUUAACAAAUAGAAAUGACCAACAUAUACGUUUAUAAAAGGAUACAGCUAGCUUAAGAUAGCUGUGUCAUUUACGUUUGAAUAUAUCUUAGUAUGUAACUAUACAAAAAUAAUAUAAAACUAAUUGUAACUGUGGAUUCAUCAUGGCUGUAACAUAUAGAGAACACCCACGGCCAAUGAAUAAAUUUUUUGGAACUUUGCGAUGUUCAGGCAGUACUAUUGUGUGAUAUACUACUACUAGAAAAGUCAUGUUACAUUGUACUAAAUAC